Messenger RNA from Prorocentrum cordatum, 584 nucleotides. The record is from the annotation of a GenBank genome assembly. NCBI's taxonomy places the organism in Eukaryota, Dinophyceae, Prorocentrales, Prorocentraceae.
GCGAGCGCAUCGGGGAGGUGAACGCCGUGACCUUCAAGGGCGCAGCGGUCGGCACCUCCAAGGACGGCACGGCCGGCAACGCGGAGCUCUUCAUGAAUGCGUGGGAGGCCAUGCUGAAGCAAACGGCUGUUCUGAAGUUCGACUGGGCCAUCAAGGUGGACCCCGACGCUGUCGUCGUGGCAGACCGGCUGCGUGACCACCUCCGCGGGUGGUCGGGCAAGAAGGCGUUCGUCAGGAACUGCAACAAGAAGCCGCUGGAGAAGGAGUUCCCGAUGAUGUUCGGCUCGCUCGAGGCGAUCUCGAGCGCAGCGCUGGCGGUGUACAAAGACGAGGCGGAGCGCUGCAAGAACGAGCUGGAGUGGCGUCCCUGGGGCGAGGACUUCUUCCUCGGGAAGUGCCUCCCCCAUUUGGGCAUCGACCCUGUCGACGACUUCACUAUCAUCAGCGACGGCGUCUGCACCGAUGUCAACUGCUACGACAGUUGGUCGGCCGCGUUCCACCCGUUCAAGAGCGACUGGGUGACGUGCUGGGAGGCGGCCACGGCGGGCGGCAGCCCGGGCCCGCUGCUGCCCCCGCGGCCCUGA